This is a messenger RNA of Cylicocyclus nassatus, 5556 nucleotides long. NCBI's taxonomy places the organism in Eukaryota, Metazoa, Nematoda, Chromadorea, Rhabditida, Strongylidae. The record is from the annotation of a GenBank genome assembly.
AAUUAAUUACAGUGGAAGAUGCGGUUGACCUUGACGGGUGCGAACAUCUUCCGUCGGGAAUUUUAAGUCUAUGAAUAGCACAGCAAGGCGAAGGUGGAAUUGAGAGAAGAAUUCGAACAAAUGUCAAGUCGACACGGCAGCAGUGAAGAUGUGGCAAAGGUAACGGAGGAGCUGUCAUACUGUCGGACACGAUUGGAUGCUGGGGUUCAGGAAAACCGAAGAAAUCGAGACAUCAUUCAGGGUUUGACCGAGCAGAUCCAAAAGUUCCGACAGCGUACGGCGAAGGACUCGGCGCAGCUCAUCUCACCUACACCACUUGCCUCCUCACUGCCACAGUUGACUAUCGAAAUGGCCUCGUCACCAUACAUUGACUACAUCGAACCGGUCCAUACCUCUCCACGAUAUCACAGCCGAAGCACCUAUGCUCGACAUUCAAGAAAUAAAAGCCUUACACGACUUGAUCAGCCUGCAAGUUCUGUAGCUAUGUCAUCCUCCGUCGACGUCCGGCAUGUAUAUUCUCCUCGAUUUCGCUCUUCACCUAGGCUUAUGUAUUCAGACGAACACUUGAAUAUGGAAGAUCAACAGAGUAUCGAUGAGCUUUUCUCGAGAUUGAAGAGCGAGUUGUUCAAAAACAAUACUCUAGAGGAGAUUAAUGACAUGCUCCGCGAAGAGAACGAUGCUGCGUUGGCGGCUAACGAUAACCUCAGACAAGACGUUGUAGAGCUUACAAGAGCUCUUGAACAUUUGGAACAGAGCCAACGCGACGAUCGAGAUCGUUUCAAAACAGAAAAUACGCGAUAUCGAAAUCAAGUCGAACAACAACAUCGUCAGCUAAUCGAGCUUUGGAAAGCGUUUACAGCUGUUAAACGAAAGGUGCGAGAGCUGCACACUAGUACAGCUAGCGAUCUGGAUAAACAACUUACGGAAUUUACUCGAUGUGCAGCGAUGAUGAAGAAGGCGAUACGACAUGCAGAAUUCAAGAACAACGAAUUACGGGACAAAAUGGCAAAGGAAAAAGAUGAAGUGUUGGAAGAAGUGAUGGCAAAGUACGAAGCGUUAUCAACGAGUCAGAUUGAGACAGAGAAGCAGCUUAUGGAUAAGACUCGACAGCUACAAAAACUACAGGAUGAGCUGCGUACGACGAAAGAACAAUGUGAAGACAUUGAGAAUGCCAUAUCUCGAAUUUGUAACAUGUCUGAACUGAGUUCGGCUCCGAUUCGGUUACGUACGCGAAGUGAAAGUCCAGCCACUCCUCAUACUGCCAAUGACGCCAUGAGAAAAAUUCGAUCUGUGCUGUCUUCCAAAGCUGCAGAGCUGAGAGAAGCUGAUUCAAAGGUAGAGGCUGCAGAAUUGGAGGUGAAUCGCUUGAAGAGACAACUAGAAGCUCAUGAAAAGGAGAAGAAAUCUCGCCGCGAUCGUGAUAAGCUGAAAGAUGAGGAAAUAUCUGAAAGAGAGUCAAAACUGUCAACAAUCGAGCACGAGCUGCGACGAACAGCGGAACGUCUACAGGCUAUGGAACAAGAAAAAGAAAUGAAAGAGACAAUGAUGACGACAUUGCAGAAUACCAUCACGGCUACGCAUAGGACUCACAAAGAAUUCAUCGAGGGUCUCAUGACGAACCAUCGUGAUGAGCUGGCUUCUCGAGACAAGAUGCAUGAGGCUGAGCUAGAAGACAGGCUGAGCGAGGAACGUGCGCGGCAGAACAGAAUGCAAGUGGAGAUAGAUCGACUAAACACAGAGGUGGAAAAUCUUCGUGAGCAACUUCGCAAUGUAAAAGCUGAACACUCCGCAGCCAAGAAAGUCGUCGAUGAGAAAGAUUUUACCAUAAAUACCCUUGAGGACAGUAUAACAAGGCUGAAACAAGAUGUAGAGAUCCAUAUGUCUAAAGUAGAUGCUAAGGAAACUGAAAUUAUGGAGCAAAACCUUCAUUACGAAGAAAUGCUAGCAAAAGAGCAACAGUUGAAGCAGGAUCUAGAGGAGGCUAACAAUCUGAAUACCAUCUUGGGCGAAGACAAUAAGUCGCUUCAUGAACAGCUAAACCAACUUCGUAUUGACAUUGACAGGCUUCAAGAACGGCACGAAACAGCUACACAUCAUGAAGAAGAAUUGCAACUCCAGUUGGACGAAUCGCGGCAGCUGAACAUCGCUCAUGAGCAGAAUGUACAGAAACUGAGAGGAACUGUCAGAACACUUGAAGAUAAAAUAGAAUCGGAUAAUGAAGAAAUGCGACUCGUUCGUGAACAGCUGGACCAUCAUCAAACCAUAACGAAGGAAAGAACAAAUGAGUGCAAAGAAUUGGUGCGGCAAGUGGAAGAAGCAAAAAGAGAACGUGACGGCCUCCUGGACGAUCUCGCAUCCUUGCGAAGUGAAAUCGCCACCAUGAAUUCGCGCCUCGCUCAGGCUGAAGGGGACGCUGAGCGACGUCGUGCUGAGGAAAAUGAGAAACGUUCGCUCAUUGAAGAACUUCGAGUAAAUUUUGAUCGCCUAACAACUGAGAUCAAACAAAAAGAAUUGUUGGUGGACGAUUUGAAAGAACAGCUAAAAGUGCUGCAGUCUGCGUCUAAAGAGAAGGAAGAGCUUAUGAAAGCGGAAAAAAUUCGAUUGGAAGAAGAAUGGGGAAUGAAACAGAAGGAACUGAGGGAUGAGUACAAUGAGAAGCUGCGAAAAGUUACCGCUGAACUGGAGCUUCGAGAGAAGUUAGUGAAAGAAUGCGAGAACCGCUUAAAUCAACUCACUCAGCUCCAUGAAAAGCUUAUGGAAGAAGAGCGAAGCAUGACGCAGGAGAAUGCGGACCUUCUCGAGAAACUACAAGAAACCUCGAUCAAGCACAAGAAAGAAUUGGAUGAAAUUAUCGAGCAGAAUAACCUGGACAGAGAAGAUUGGGAAAAUGAACGAAAACAGAUGGAAAAAGCAAAGAACGCUCUGCUGGCUGAUCUCAAAACAGACUUGGCGAAGGCUGAAACAGAAGCGAGAGAAGCAGUGGUGCGCGAGGAUUCACUUAGAGCGGAUUUGAGUGAUGCCAGAGAAGAAAUCAAAGAGUUGAUGAAUCGCCUCGAGAAGGAAAAUCGUGACAAAGAAGAUUUGGAAAGUAGAAGAAAAGAGCGCGAUGAAUCCCGAGAAAGAGCACGACUCGGCUUUGCUGCAGAGUUGGAGGAGAAUCAAGUCAAGCUUGUCAAGUCAGCGGCACAGCUCGACGAAGCGAACAGGAAGAAGCAAAUGUUGGAGGCCGAAGUGACGAAGCUCGAUACGCUGUUAUCAAGAAGUCUCUCCAGGGUGCUUUUGCUGGUAUUGUAUACAGUCGAGACAUCGUCAAUGAAAGAAAUGGAGCAAAGGAUUGACGAUUUGAUGGAGAAGCUACGCGGCAGUGAAACCCAAGAGCAGCAUUACAAGGAUCAAAUGGCCAUUUUGGAAAAGGAAAACAUCGAACUGACUAAUGCAAGAGACAGGCAAGCCAAGAAGUUGGUUGAUGAACAGAAGAGGACUUCUGAGCUGGAACAGAAACUUCGUGAUUUGAAUAGAGAAAAACAGAGCGCUCAAAUGAAGGCGAGGACUGAAAAAGAGCAAAAAAGUGAACGAGAUGAUAGAGUGAUCACUCUCACGAAUAAGGUCCGCCAGCUAGAGAUCCAGUUAGCGGAUAAAACUGCCAAAAGCGAUGUCAGCUCAGAUUUAGUGAAGAAAAUGGAGUCAGACGCUCAGAACAUGUUGCAAGAGCUGAAUAAACUCAAGGAAAGCAACACCGACCUUGCACGACAGAACGAUGAGUUGAGAGCGACUUGCAAGUCUUUGAACGAUGAACUGGCCCAUGUUCGUUUGGCCCUCGAGAAGAAAACGACCACUUCCAAGCAAGCGAUGACUGAUCUCUUGAACAACUAUAAGGAAUCCGAAAAGAAUUCCGUUGAAAGAGCAGCUGAAUGCGAGCAGUUGAGAGCUCAGGUGCUAACAGUCAACGCCAAAAUGGAGCGUCUCGAGAAACGACGCACAGAACUAGAAUCACGCGUAGAAGACUUGGAAGCCAGGAACGCAGAUCUAGUGAACAAAAUUUAUCAAUAUGAACGGAGUGCUAAGAUGGCUUUGGGAAUGACUGGUUCUCGAGGACAAUCGAUCGUAGACAUACCAAAGGCUGCUUCAUCUUCAGGAAUCGGCGAAUCUAUCUCUAUAAUACGUACUGCCUCUAGCACACAUGAUUUGUCUUUCAGAGAGACUCCGGAAAGAACGGUCCACUUCCCUGACCAAGAUAGGCUCAUGGAUAUCAGCUCAUCGAUGGAGAUCACGUUGAGAUACCUCAAAGAACGUAUCGAGCAGUUAGAAAGGGAUAAGGCUGAGCUCAACAAUGAACUAAUGUCUCGCCGUGAUGAAAUGGAAAAGAAUGCCUCUCAAAUGCAGGACGCUGUCCAAGCUAUGCAAUCAUUGGAAAGACGCGUGCAAGAUUUACAAAGAGAAAACGAAAAUCUGGAGUCACGGCUGGCCACACAGCGACAACUGUACGUCUCGAAUGAAGAAACCAUGAGAGCAAAAGAUCUCGAACAUCGAAAUCUGAAAGCGAAAAUCAUGAGCGCUGAGCUGCAUAUUCGUGAAAAAGACAGCAAAAUCAGUCAGUUGACGAGCCAGUUAGAGGCGUUACGGAUGGAGCAUACGCAAAUCAUUGCUGAGCGGACAAGGUUGAGCAACAUAGCGAAAGGAGCCGAACAAGACGUGAGAGCCUAUGAGAAUGACAGCAAGAAGUUACUGCAAGAACGUGAACAACUCAUUAAAAGGCUAUCUGAGGUGGAAAGUGAGAAUAAGAUAUCUCGGGCUAGGUUGAGCGACCUUGAGUAUGAGUUGGAACAAGCGCAGAAGUUACUGGAAGAAGCAAGAAAGCAACAGCGGAAGGAACGCGAACACAUCGAGAAACUACAGUCUGAGGAAAGGCGUUGGAAACAUGCAGCAGUAAAUGCGAAAAGAACAACGCAAGAUUACCAAAAAACCGUGUUUGAAGAGAAGAUCACUCAUCUGCAGCAGAACCAUGAUGCACUUAUUGCAAAGAACGAUGCGCUGGCUGCUGAACUUGACCGAAUGAAGAAUGAAUUGCGUGAUUCAAAUCAUCGCAAUGCGUUGCUGGUGCAAAAGUUGGGUGACGCUGAGCGAAGAUGCGAGGAUGGAAAUCAGUCAAAAAGAAUGCUCACUCAACAGAUUGCCGCUUUCCAACGGGCUGAAGGAGAAUGGAGUAAGCUAGAGCGGGAGAUGAGGGACGAACUGGUUAUGCUUCGUAGGGAAAGAUUGGUGCUGACAAAUGAAGUGGAGGAACUGAAACGGAAGCUUGUCAGAGUAGAGGUCGAAAAGAAAGAGUUGGACGGUUUCCGUGCACGUUUAGAACGAGAAGUGGCGUCUCUCAAGAAGCAUGUUGAGGCUCUGGAGGAAGAAAAAACACGCACCGAAAUAGCUGUUCGUAACACGCUCAGCGAAAGAAAAGCCAUCGACAAAUCGCUCGCAGCCAUGGAAAAGGAAAAUACAGAACUGUACAGAAAUUGUGCCCAACUCCAGUCCCAGAUUGCCCAGCUAGAAAGAGAUACCGAGUAA